Molecule: messenger RNA, 2715 nt
Organism: Trichoderma reesei QM6a
Lineage: Eukaryota; Fungi; Ascomycota; Sordariomycetes; Hypocreales; Hypocreaceae
Exons: 4
Coding region: 1-2715 (904 amino acids)
Biological process (GO): rRNA processing
Cellular component (GO): nucleolus; small-subunit processome
Source: RefSeq, a predicted model, not a curated record
AUGCCGGGUCGUCAGGCACAUGGAAGGCCGCUUCUGGCCCAGCCCAAGGCCAAAGCCGGCCCCAAAAAGUCCAAGUCGAGGGCGCAGGCGAAUGCGCUGAAUGCCUUCAACAUUGCGCAGGAGAGGUUUCCCACAAAGGAGAAGAAGACGCCUCGAGCACGAGAGCUGGACGCCGAGAUUGAGAAGAAGCAUGCGCGAGACGACGAAGACGAGGAUGAAGAGGACGAAGAGGAGGGCCCUAGGCGAAAGAAGGUCAAGGCCCCCAAACGCGGUGCGACCACGGAUGGCGAUGUCGAGUUUGGCAGCGACAGCGAAGGAAAUGAGUGGCAGCUCGGCGGACUGGCGGACGACGACGAUGACUCCGAGAUUGAGAGUGAGGAUGCGUUUGGCGACAGCGACAACGAGAUGUUUCAGGGCUACACCUUCCGUGGCUCCAAGUCCGGCAAACGCAAGGAUGACGACUCGGACGACUCGGACGAUAGUAACGACGAUCUAGGAGAGACCCUUGGUGAAGAGGCCAUCGAUUUGGCCACAGCUCUGGAUCAGUUUGAGGAGGAAUCCGAAGAAGAGCCAGAGGGCGAAGAAGGAUCCGAAGAAGAAUCGGAGGAAGACGACGAUUCCGAUGAGUCUGGCGGAUCUGAUGAUGAUGACGACGACGAUGUUGAAGACGACAGCGACGAGGAGGCCGAUCCCGAGAAACUGAAAGAGCUUAAAGGUCUCAUAUCCGGUUUUGGUGGCGAAGCAGACGACGAUGAUGAAAGUAGCAAGCCUUCAUCCAACCAGCAGAAGAUCGACCUUGGCGAUCUCGGACUCUCUGGACUGAAUGACCCCUUCAUGAAGCAGUCAGUCAAGCUCCUGAAGAAGGAAUCAAAGGAGACGCGACCCGGUGCGGCGAAGAAGCUGGCUGUGCCGCUGUCGCGGAGAGAACAGGGGCGUCUGGACCGAGCGGUUGCCUACGAGAAGACGAACGAGACGCUUGAUCGAUGGACAGAGACUGUCAAGCAGAACCGCAGAGCCGAACACCUGAUAUUCCCCCUUCCGCAGGAGUCAGACUCAUAUGGUCUUGAUCGAUCAGAGCUUCAGCCCCUGUCAUUGAAGAGCGCCGCCAAUGAGUUGGAGUCGACAAUCAUGGGCAUCAUGGAGCAGAGCGGGCUAUCCUUGGAAAAGGAGAAGAAGCCCAAGAAGCAGGAGUUUGAUGAGGAGGGCAACCUUCUCACGCGGAAGCAGGUGCUGGAAAGGAAGCGCAUCGAGCGAGAGAUCAAUUCCCGAGAGGCGAAGCGCGCAAAGCGCAUCAAGAAGAUCAAGAGCAAGGCCUACCACCGAGUGCACCGGAAGCAGAGGGAGCGCGACGAGAUGGCCACCAAGGAGGCCAUGGCCGAGGCCGGCGAGAUUGAUUCCGAGGAAGAAAGGGAGGCGCAGGACCGGCGCCGCGCCCUGGAGCGCGUGGGCCAGCGCCACAAGGACAGCAAAUGGGCCAAGAUGGGGUCUAAGGCGAAGCGCGCCGUUUGGGACGAUGAUUUCCGGUCCGGCCUGACGGAGAUGGCUCGCAAGGACGAGGAGCUGCGCCGCAGGAAGGAGGGCAAGAGCUCAAGGGCGGCAGGGGAUGAUUCGGACGAGACCAGCAGCUCGGGAUCCGACUCGGACGACGACGACGUUGCCAAGAUACGGCGACAGCUGGACGAGCUGGAGCAGGACGACGACGAGCCCCAGUCGAGGCUGAUGAAGAUGAAAUUCAUGCAAAAGGCGGAAGCGGCACGGAAAAAGGCAAACGACGACCUCAUCCAGGAGAUUCGCAGAGAGCUGGACGGAGAAGAAGCCCAAGUGUCUGCCGACGAAGAGGAAAAGGGAGGCGAAAUCGGCCGGAGGCAGUACGGCAACGGAGCCGCCAACCCCUUCUCCAUGCCGCAGGACAGCAGCAGCAGCAGCAGCAUCGCGCGAGAGGCCAAAGAGAAGCGAAGCAAGGAGGCCCGCAAGGAGCGGGAAGAAACGACGUCUUCCAUCGCGGGCGCUUGGUCGCAGGGCGAUUCUCGUAGGAAGAAGUCUUCUUCGGCACGAGCCGACGACCUCGAUCUCAACGCCAACAUUCUCACCGCCUCCUCCUCCUCCCAACCAUCUAAACCAAAGACAAAAUCCUCCUCCUCCCACCCCAAGACUCCUAAGACCUCACGCCCUCAAAAUGACGACGACGACGACGACGGCGAUACCUCAUCCGACGACGACUCGGACGCAGACUCAGAGAACAGGCUCCCGCUGGCCAUCCGCGACAAGGCCCUCGUGGCGCGCGCCUUUGCAGGCGAAGACGUCGUCGCCGAGUUCCAGCGCGAAAAGGACGAGAUUGCGGAAGCCGACGACGACAAGAUCAUUGACAACACGCUGCCCGGGUGGGGCUCGUGGGUGGGCGAGGGCAUCAGCGCGCGGGAGAAGAAGAGGCAUCAGGGACGCUUCCUGACAAAGGUUGAGGGCAUCAAGAAGAAGGAUCGCAAGGAUGCCAAGUUGGACAAGGUCAUAAUCAACGAGAAGCGCGUCAAAAAGAACGACCGGUAUCUUGCUUCCCAGCUGCCCUUCCCAUUCGAAUCGAGACAGCAGUACGAACGGGCUUUGCGUCUGCCUGUCGGACCGGAAUGGAUGACCAAGGAGACGUUCCAGGAGAACACGAAGCCGAGGGUCAUUAUCAAGCAGGGCAUUAUCAAGCCCAUGUCGAAGCCUACUGCGUAG